This is a messenger RNA of Malus domestica (apple), 852 nucleotides long. The record is from RefSeq and is a predicted model, not a curated record. Lineage: Eukaryota; Viridiplantae; Streptophyta; Magnoliopsida; Rosales; Rosaceae.
AUGGAGAACACCAAAGCCUCUGUUAUCCUCUGCCUUGCCCUCUUCCUUGUCUUCUCUUCGGCCUCGGCCUUUGACAUCGUCAAGCUUCUCGAGAAGCAGUCGGAACUGAGCAGCUUCACCAACUACCUCAAGGAGACCAAGCUCGGCGACGAGAUCAACAAGCGCAGCACCAUCACAGUGUUGGCAGUGGACAAUGGGGGCAUGUCAAGCAUCUCCGGAAAAUCCCAAGAUGUGAUCAAGAAAAUCCUCAGCGCACACGUUGUUUUGGAUUACUUCGACCAGAAGAAACUGACCAGUUUGGCCGGUUCCAGCAAGGAAUCAACCCUAACCACAAUGCUCCAGUCCUCUGGCCAGGCCAAGGACCAGCAAGGGUUCAUCAUUGUCGGUAAGAGCGAUGGAGAAAUUGCUUUCGGGUCAGCUGUCAAGGGCGGCAAGCUCAACGCCAAGCUCGUGAAAGCCGUUGUCUCCCAGCCCUACAACAUUUCAGUUCUUCAAAUCUCAAAUGCGAUUGAAAUUCCCGACAUUUCUGCUGCCUCUAGGCCUGCCGGCUCGCCAAAGUCCUCCGCAUCACCAGCUUCUUCUCCAUCAAGCAAAUCAUCCUCUGAUGCUCCCAGUCCCUCUGAUGACAGUGCCCCAAGCCAAUCACCCAAGUCAUCAAAGGCACCCUCGCCAUCAGAUGAGGUUUCAUCCCCACCGGUGUCUGGUGAUGCUACACCUUCAUCCUCACCAUCUAGUGAUGGACCAACCGGAUCAUCAAGCUCUGCACCUUCACCGUCUGCUGCUUCACGUGCUGAGAUGGCUUUUGGCGCCGGAGUGGUGAUCAUGGGUUUGGCUUCCCUUUUGGUCGCUUAA